CACAGGAAAGAGUUUAGUAAAUACGGAAAGAUAUUGAAAAUGGUUAUAAACCAGUCGUCGGCGUACGUGACGUACUCUCGGCCGGAGGACGCGGUGGCGGCCAUCAAAUCGCUGAACGAAAGCACCGGUAAAUCGGGUCAGAGGUCGUCGGCGGCGUCGACCGCCAGCAAUGGUCAACAGCAGCCGUUGAGGGCGUCGUUGGGCACAACCAAAUACUGUACUCAUUGGCUCCGCAGCCAAAGCUGUCCUAAACAACCCGAUUGUAUGUAUUUGCACGAAAUGGCCGAACCGGAGGCCUCGUUCACGAAAGAGGAGAUGCAAUUGGGAAAGCAUACGGAAUACGAGAAACGAUUGAUACAACACUACUUGGAUCUGUUGGCCAAAGAGAAAGCGGAGAAAACUAACCGCAAGAACGCGGCCAAAGACCACACCGAUAGCAACACCACAACGACAACCGCCACCACCGGUGACAAAGUGCAGAGCAAAACCAUUACGAUUAACAAUAAGACCAAACAGAGACACCACAAGAACAACAACAACAGCCACAACCACCACAACAACACCACCGCCCAUAACAAUCACACCAACGGCAGCGCCGGUAGUAAUGGUUUUAAUGGCGAGACCAACGGUUUUGGCGACGAGUAUAGCAACGAUUCGAUGGCGAACGGAGAGAGCGGUGACAGCAACGCCGGUACCGCACAGUCGUCGUCGUCGCCGGUGACACAGGGCUGGGGAACGCCGACCACUCAGACGACCGCCGGUCGAGCGAUGGUAUCUUCCAACAACUCGUCCGCCAACUCGGAGUCCAAUAGUUUAAGUUCGACACCGAAUCAGACCUCCGGAGCCGCACAACCGUCACCACAGGAAGCGCUGGUACAUCAGCUCCAGCACGGGGUACGUCUCGGCCAAACCCAACGCAUACUGAGCCAAACGUACCAGAAGUCUGCCGGCGGUGGCGGCGGAGGAGCCAGUGAUCUGUUCAACAGUAUAGAUGAUAACGCAGUGGACGCACAGAUAAUGCAGACGAUGGCCACCAAAACGGUCGAUAUGGACGGCGAUGACAGUAACGAUGACAUCACAGCCAACGAUGACGACGACGACGAUGGUGAUGAUGACGACGGUCUGGACUUUGAUCCCAUCUCCAUAUCCACCCGCGGACUACAGGAUCUGUUAAAAGACUCGUCGAUAAUGAUGACCACCGGAAUGGGUGCCAAUUCUGGCGCCGGUGUUAUCGGCCAUCGACAGCAGCCCAACCAUGUCUUCAACAAUCAGUUAAACUCGGAUCACAUGUACAUGUCUUCGGCGUCGCAUAAUCUGCCAAUAGGUCCGAAACCACCACAAAACUCGAUGCAAAUGCCGAUCCAACAAAUGAUGGCCAAUAAAUCGGUGGCUGACUAUCAAAACAGUUUGUUAGCCAACAAUCGACACCAUAUGAUGAACGCGUUUAACAAUCAACAAAUGUCUGGAUCACUAUCACAGCAACAACAACAACAACAACACCUGACCCAACACCACAUACAUAGCCAACAACAACAACAACCCCCUCCUCUCUGGCAAACACAGCAACAAAACUCUUUACGGCAACUCUUGCCUAACGUUAACAUAGCAUUUAGACAACAGCCCAAUGGGGCGCCCGGUAUGGACACCAACGGCGGUCCCAAUGCUUUAAUGAACGGUUUUGCCGGCAAUUUAAAUACAAAUAAUAGUUCACAACAAAUGAUCCCAAAUAUUAGACAACAACAGCAACAGUCUAUAGCUCACCAAAUGGGUGGCCAAUCGAUGAUAAGCGGACACCCGGUGUGGAGUGUGUCUCACGACGGAUAA
Messenger RNA from Medioppia subpectinata, 1824 nucleotides. NCBI's taxonomy places the organism in Eukaryota, Metazoa, Arthropoda, Arachnida, Sarcoptiformes, Oppiidae. The record is from the annotation of a GenBank genome assembly.